This is a messenger RNA of Hyla sarda, 9628 nucleotides long. RefSeq names its product glutamate ionotropic receptor NMDA type subunit 2C (gene GRIN2C). NCBI's taxonomy places the organism in Eukaryota, Metazoa, Chordata, Amphibia, Anura, Hylidae. Gene Ontology annotation, biological process: synaptic transmission, glutamatergic; monoatomic ion transport; excitatory postsynaptic potential. Bases 2832 to 6470 code for a protein of 1212 amino acids. Gene Ontology annotation, molecular function: NMDA glutamate receptor activity; transmitter-gated monoatomic ion channel activity involved in regulation of postsynaptic membrane potential. Gene Ontology annotation, cellular component: postsynaptic membrane; postsynaptic density membrane; plasma membrane. The transcript has 13 exons. The record is from RefSeq and is a predicted model, not a curated record.
UUAAGAAGUAGCAAGUAAAUCCCCUAGCGAGGGACCUUCUGCACAUAUUUCAAAAUUGAAGGCCAAGGCAGUCCCUUUCUCACAAAGUCUUAUCUUGAGGAAUGAAAAAUAUUGCAGUGGCGGAAAGGUCACACCAGCCACACUGAAACAGGCAGUGCCCUGUAACUCCUAUGGACAAGGUUCUAGACAUACAGAGCUUUUACUGAUCUGUGGUAGCAAUGAGUUAAUCUUUAUUCAAGGUAAGGGUCCUAGAAACUCUAUUGAGAAACAUCUUCAGAAAAGUUGACAGGCUUAUAUAGGGUUAGCUUAUGGACCAAAAAGGAGGACUGCAUCUGUUGAUGGUGCACCGCUUUAUCAUAUCCCCUACUGUGCAGAAGUAUUUGUGGAUCCGGAAACACCUGCUAAAUGUGAGCAAUAAUAGUGCUUAUGGUAGGUAGGCAAUUUUAAGUAAAGCAUGAUCUAGAAGCCAGUAGGAAAGAAAAAGAAAUAUAUUAGUCAGUCUGCCUAUCCACCUGUCCUAUCACAUGUAGAACAGAAAAACAAAAAACAAAAGAAGAGGUGGUGUUUUAGGAACCUUUUAUAGUAUUCAGGUGUCUUAUCAGGUCACAGAGUGAAGAAAUGUCCCCAUAUGUUGUGCUGUUGUGAGAGACAUAAGGAAAAUGCAUGUUAAAUGUUCAAGUGGCAUCUACAAAAAUUGUGAUGACUAAAGGCAGCAGCUGCCAUCUGGGGGGUAUCCAGCCGGCAUGUUCACAGACAUUGUUUGUAUGUUAAAAUCUGUAUGCAUGAUAUAAAAAUACAGAAAACUCUACAGAAUUAGACCAUGCCAUCUGUUGUUUUUAACAAAAAUGUAAAAAUACAAUCCAAAAUCAAAGCUUGCCACACUGUAAAACACUUAAGUGACUAUGUACAAUAGUGAAAUGUUUGUGCAGGUGCAAAGGAAUAUGUCGUAAAAUAAUACAUAUUGUUGGGUGGUAGAAAAUGUAUUAGCUAUAAGCUGUAAUGAAGUAACAGAUUUUAACAGGUGUAUCAUCUGUAGAGCUUUAGAUGAACCAUAGAUACUAUGUUAGAUAAUAGAACAUACACCUAUUCCUAACAUGUUGUCAUUUUUUGAAUGACUCCCUUUAGGCAGACAGAUUUGACUAAUAGGGUAAAGCAGGAGCGGUGAAAAAAAAAUCUCUGCUUUCCCUGGUCAUGUCAACAGAAUUUGGCAUUUACAAGGGAUGCUGAUAAAUUAGGGGACUGCUAGAUAAGCUAUUCCCUUAUAGGUUCGCUAAAGGUAAACCUUUGGUUGUUUCUGGGGCUCUGUUUAUUGUGACACAUCUAGAAGUAAUAUUAAAAAGUAGGUUUACUUGCAGUGUAUAAUUACUAACAUCAUAAUGCGAUAGACAAGUCAUAUAAACACCAACAUGUUUACAAAGACUGUCUGAAAACAUCUGUCUUGAAAGGUUCAAAAGAGGGGAAAAAAAAAGUAGAAAAGGAAGGUACAAAUCCGGUGUCCUGAGUCUCCGAGUUCCAUACCUGAAAAAUAAAAGAUUCUCUUGAGAAAAACAUAAUAGAAAUAGUAUGCUAGUAAAAACGAAAUGGCCAUAAAGGUGAAAUAAAGCCAAUGCUAUAAAUCCAAGUAGGACGGCACAGAUGAAAUAGGUUAGGACAGAAUCCUAGGUAGAUGACGACCACAUUGUGCCCCUAUUUUUAAUGCACAAGAGCUUGAUAUGUUAAAAAAAAAGCCUUCGGAGAGCAAAAGGAAGAGAUGUUUGGAGAAGCAGAGACUGCAAGUAGACUGGCUGUGACACCCAGCCAGGGACAGGCAGAGCUCAUGUAUCUGUGAGUGAUAUAGAGCUCUGUGGCUCUGUCCUUGAUUCUGUCCUUUCUCUCAUGCCUCUCUUCGUGGUCUUGAUACCUGUCUCUUUUCUCCUCCCUGCUGACUCUUUCCUUGCUCUCUUACCUACCUCCCAUAUAUACUCUCUUUCCUUUUCUCCCCAUCACCGUAUCCUACUCACUCCCUCUCUCAUCCUUAUUCUCCCUCCUCCCUCUCUUUCCUCACCCUGUCCCACCUCCUCCCUCUCCCAUCCUCUCUCACUCUUUGCAUUUUCCUUGUUGCUCUGAUCCUUCUUUCUCCAUAUAGUUUAUCAGUUGUCUUCCCUGUAGUUCUGUGUUUGUCUCCUUCCCAUUCCCCUUCCCUGUGUGUAGAUGUGUCUCCUGUGCUCCGUUAUCCUUGCAGUUGGCUCUGCAAGCUCCGCUCUGUAUAACAUUCUUCUGGCAUCAUCCAGUGCGGCUCCUGGCUCAGGGCAGGUGAGGGAUGAAUAUUACCUGGUUGGGACAGAUGUUACUGAUGAAUGACCUAUUGCUGUCUUCCAUUGCUUUUUUACUUCUUCCAUUCCUUAUCUACCCACCUUUUUAUUAACUUACUCAUAUCAAAUUAUUUUUUUCUUGCAACCUUUAUUCUGUGGGACAUGAUUGGCAGCAGGUUGUUUAGAGGAAAGAGUUAAAGCAGCUGUGCAUCUAAAGACUGGUGAAGAUAAAUCACUGAAUUUGCCAAUGUUUCUGUGCAUCUGAGAAGCUGAAGGAGCCAUAUGCCAUUUUUCUGUUGUGCCCACCGCAUUAUGCCAUGCCCCCAAGCCAGUGCAUGGCACGUUGCCACAUUCCUGCAGAAUCAACAUCGUUUUUACCACAUUCCAGUGAAGUCUCCUUGAUUAUUAUGCCAAACUCCAAAGUAGAUUUCAAGCACUGUGCUACCUGCAGAAAAGCUGACAUUGUGCCAUAGCGCUCUGAAGAUGUGGGUAGAUGCCGUUCUAUAAUGAACCUUUCAUGGAUCAGACAUAAUUAAGUUCAUGCAUUGUUCCACCUUUGCCAUGUCUGUUGCCCAGUCACUGGGAUGGCUUUUUCUUGGUGCUCUUGGUUGUGGUGCUGUAGUAAUGGAAACAUUGCUUCCGCGAGCUGGAGGACCUGUGGUGAAUGUUGCUCUGGUAUUUGGUGGGUCAUUUCCACAGAUGGGUUUUGUAGGACCUCUCAUCCCAGAUGGAUCUUUAACUCUACCUCUUGACAUUCAUACAGUUACUGUGCUUGUUAACGAUAGUGGCCCAGGACCACUCUUGAGCCAUUUGUGCCUGGCAUUAAAAGAAGCACAUUCAGUUGUGUUUCAGGACAAUAUUGGAACAGAAGCUGUGGCCCAAAUUCUAGAUUUCAUCUCUUCCCAGACGCUUGUACCAAUCAUUAGCAUUAGUGGAGGAUCUGCUGUGGUACUGAGUCCAAAGGAACCGAGAUCUUCCUUCCUGCAGAUGGCAGCCUCAGUGGAACAGCAGCUCACUGUCAUCUUCAAGGUGUUGGAGGAAUACGACCUUGGUCCAUUCUCUGUUAUAACCAGUCAUUAUCCUGGUCACCGGUUAUUCCUGAAGACAGUCAGAGCUUUGUGUGAAGCUAUUCAACCAGGUUGGGGCCCUCAAGAUGAAUUGAUACUAGAACCAGGAACUGGCCCAAGGGGAACCCAGAGAGUUCUCAGACAAAUUUCAGCUCCUGUACUUUUACUAUUUUGCUCCAGAGAGGAGGCUGAGGAACUGUUCCCAAUUGCAGCUGAAGCUGGACUACUUGGACCAGACUAUAUUUGGAUUGUACCAAGUUUCACAAUUGGUUCUCCAGAACACCCUGCAGAUUUCUUCCCUGUUGGACUUGUUAGUGUGGUGACUGAUGGUUGGCGGAGGAGUGCACGGCAAAAGGUUCAGGAUGGAAUAGCAAUUAUUGCCGCAGCAGCAAGGAACUAUUUGCAGAAACAUGGUGAUCUGCCCGAUCCUGGAGGAACCUGUUCGACACCAGGACAAAUACAAGGAAAUGACACUUUGUAUAGGCAUAUGCUGAAUAUAGUGUGGCAGGAGAGAGACCUAUCCUUCAAUACCAAGGGAUUUCUACAAAAUCCAUCCAUGCUGGUCAUUAUAUUAACACCACAACGGAUAUGGGAAGAGGUUGGCAGGUGGGAACGUGGUAUAAUACGCAUGAAGUACCCAGUCUGGCCACGAUAUGGGAGUGGUCAACAACUUGUGUCAGAUACUCGUCACUUAACGGUGGCCACAUUAGAGGAGAGACCAUUUGUUAUUGUUGAGAACACAGAUCCAGUAACAGGAGACUGCGUACGGAACACAGUGCCUUGCCGCAAACAAAGCAACCUGACAUUGAGCAGUUCAGGUGAACCUUACUCCAAGCUGUGCUGUAAAGGCUUCUGUAUUGACAUCUUAAAGAAGUUGGCUCGUACAGUAAAGUUCUCAUAUGAUCUUUACCUUGUGACAAAUGGCAAGCAUGGAAAAAUUGUGCGCGGUGUAUGGAAUGGAAUGAUUGGAGAGGUUUAUUACCAGCGUGCUCACCUUGCUAUUGGGUCUCUAACCAUAAAUGAAGAACGCUCGGAGAUUGUGGAUUUUUCAGUUCCCUUUGUAGAGACUGGAAUCAGUGUCCUAGUAUCACGUAGCAAUGGAACUGUGUCCCCAUCAGCUUUUCUAGAACCAUACAGCCCUGCGGUCUGGAUGAUGAUGUUCGUCAUGUGUCUAUCUGUUGUGGCAGUGACCGUAUUCAUCUUUGAGUAUUUCAGCCCAAUGGGAUAUGAUCAAGAUCUGAACAAUGGAAAACGUUUAGGAGGUCCAAGUUUCACCAUUGGGAAAUCCUUAUGGCUCCUGUGGGCAUUGGUGUUUAAUAACUCAGUUCCCAUACAGAAUCCUCGUGGGACUACUAGUAAAAUCAUGGUGCUGGUCUGGGCAUUCUUUGCUGUAAUAUUCUUGGCUAGUUACACAGCCAAUCUUGCUGCAUUUAUGAUUCAGGAACAAUACAUAGACACAGUGUCUGGCUUGAGUGACAGGAAGUUCCAGAAACCUCAAGAACAUUACCCACCUUUUCGAUUUGGCACUGUCCCAAAUGGUAGUACUGAGCGUAAUAUCCGCACCAACUAUCCUGACAUGCACAGUUACAUGGUGAGAUACAACCAGCGAUCAGUGGAAGAUGCACUUGCCAGCUUAAAGUCUGGAAAGUUGGAUGCAUUUAUUUAUGAUGCAGCAGUGCUGAAUUACAUGGCAGGCAAGGACGAAGGGUGUAAGCUUGUGACCAUUGGGAGUGGGAAAGUCUUUGCAACAACAGGGUAUGGUAUCGCUCUGCAAAAGAACUCAAGGUGGAAGCGACCGAUUGACCUGGCUUUGCUACAGUUUCUUGGAGAUGGUGACACUCAGAGACUGGAAACAGUGUGGUUAUCAGGCAUUUGUCAAAACGAGAAGAAUGAGGCAGUAAGCAGUAAACUGGACAUUGACAACAUGGCUGGAGUCUUCUACAUGCUGCUGGUGGCUAUGGGGUUAAGUCUUCUAGUCUUCUCCUGGGAACACCUUGUGUACUGGAGAAUGAGACACUGUGUACCCAGUUCUUGUGUGGAACAGAGUCUGCUGGGGAUUAGUCGGGGGAUAUACAGUUGUUUUCGUGGUGUUCAGAGUCCAUCCCGUAGUCCUGCUUGCCCUGACCCAGAUGUGACGGGGACCCCUGUACCAGCCAAUGUUUUAAGGGUUCUACAAACAGCAAGAGAUCUGGUUUCUUCUUCUGGAGUUGGGGGUUCCCUGGAGACUGCAUCUCAUGCUCUACGCACAUGGAGACAGCGAAGUGCAAGUCUUCAAGCUGCUUUCUCUGUCCAGGGAUCACAGCAGCCAACCCAAAAUAUUUCCUCUCAGUGUGGAGUCAUAGCCAAACCAGUGGCAACCGCAAGCCAUGCCCCAAGUGGACCACUUCUUUCUCCUGCAUUAAGAACUUCUCAUGGAGCUUGUUUUGCACCAGAUGAGAUAGAUCCCUCCUCCACAACAACACACACAUUCCAAUGUCAAGAAAAUGCCCCACAGGUGACCCUCAUCUCACAAAAUGGAAGCAUUCAGAACACAAAACUAGGAAUUGCCAGCGGACCUUGUGAUAUUUCCCAUCUGACAAUAAGCAAAAGACUGGAGCCAAUGCACAGACCUCCCUCCACUUCAACAAUAGUCUCUCCACAUUGCCGAGCUUGGUGUCCAUCUCCUGUUCCAAGGCGAGUAUCAAGAAAGCCUUAUCUGUUGUGUGAUUCCCUCGAAAGAGAAAACCUGAGUCUACACGAAAAAUGUGGUGGGCCAUUAUACUGUUCUCUUCCUCAUACCUCCCAUGUAUGCCCUUUCUGCAGCAACAGCAAUAGCUAUCCCAUGAGGAAUAGAGGCAUUAAAUGGUGUAAUCCUGCUUCCUAUAAGUCUUCCCAACAUAAAGCAUGUUUGCAGGAGACAGUCUCCGCACAUGCCAUACCAUCCACCUUAACCAACAGAGACACACACACUGUUUUUAGCAAGGCUACUCUAGGAAGGACUGUGUGUUACUCCCACACGGGAAAUAAUAGGAAUCCUUCCUCUUCAUCUUUAGGAACAUUUCCAGGUGGCAGAGCAAGAACCCACCAUCCCACUGAAGCAUGGAGGAGAAUUAGCUGGGAGUCAGAAGUGUGACAUUUAUGGAAUACCUGUGUGUAUUAUGACAAUAAGAACUGUGCCAGAUUUAAAGGAUCAUAUUUGACUGCUGACGCUCAAGUGCAGGACAAAUGUAUAGAGGUCUGUGAAAAUCUUUAUACCUAACCAUAAAAAGGCUUUAGCGGUAUCGUCAAUGGAAUGGAUUAGGUAUGAAUUAGAACUAUGAAUAAUAUUGCCACUUUGCAUUAAAGGGUAUGCCUACAUUUAAAACACAAUUUUUCUGUUUAUAUAUAGCCAUAAUCCAUUGAAAAAGUUAAGUAAAGUUUUACUUAUUUUGUAUUGACCCUCAGUUAUAUAUAUCUGAAUCAGUACAGGAUAAAUAAUGCAAUGUAUUUAUGAAAUUACUCAACUGGUUCUAUAUAAAGACAUAAAAAUGUGGUUCAGAGGUGUCCACUAGAGGCUUUAUCAGAAGUAACAGCAAUAGAAAAUUACAACUAUACUCAAUGUCCAGAAAUGUUAUGCAAUAGAAAUAGGUUCACCUUCUUAUCUGCCACAAUUGCUAUUAUUGUGAUUUUGCCAAGGACAUCUGUCUCUUUAUUUAGCAGUUACCUUAAAGUGCCAAUCUAUUAAAUGGUUUUAGUAUUAUAGUGCAAAAGAAAAAAAAAUAUGCAUAUAAAUAUAUGUGCAAGGUCAAAUGUAAUUCUCCUUAAAAGAAUUUACCAUAUUUUUUGAGAUAUUAAUAUAUUUUAUUAACAAAGAACAGUCCUAGAUAUAAACUUGUGAACAAUUGUACACUAGAAUUCUAUGUUCACCUUUGCAACCAUUUGUUUUAUUGCUUCGGUGCAUCCAAAAUUAUAAGUUAACCAACCUAUUAAUAUUAUUGAUUAAAAAUAUGUUAGUGUCUACAGUCUUAUGCAGUCCUAUGUACAAUGCAUUCAAAAAAAUGUAAGACCCUUUCACUUAUUUCACUUUUUGUUAUGUUUAGGCAUUGUCCUCAAAUACAAAAUGUUUUUAACAACAGCUGAGAUAAAAAGUCAUUAAAAACGAAAUACAAAAAGUUUGCAUGGACAUAAGUAUUCAGACCCUUUGCUAUGACACUUGAAGUUUCUACACCUUCUAUACGCCUUUACACCUUGAUCGGAGUCACCUGUGGCAAAUUCAAUUGAUUGGACAUGAUUUCAAAUACACAGCCCUGUCUAUAAAAAGUUUUAAUGUAUAUACGAGCAAUAAAAAGAAAAAGUAAUAAGGUAAAAGAACUGCCUGCAGAGCUCAGAGAUCUAGAGAUCUACAUACAUUUUUCUAUUCCACAAAAAGUUGUAGCUCAAUGGCUUCCAUAAUUCUUGACAACCAGGACUCUUUCUAGCCUUUCUUCUCAAAUAAAUAAUCAUGGUGAUAAGAGAGGUGACUAAGAACUCAAUGGCCACUCUGGAUGAGCUCCAAAGAUCCUGUGUGCACAUAAGAUAAAUAUUCAGAAGGUUUCCAUCACUGUGGCAUUCCAUAAAUUUGGGCUUUGUGAUUGAGUGGGCAGAAAGAAGUAUCUUCUUAGAAAAGAAAAAGAAAUCUGAAAAAAAAAUCUAAAUGACUGAGACUGUGAGAAGCAAGGUUCUCUCACCUGAUGAAGCCAAAAUUGAACUUUCUGGCCUCAAUUCUGAGAAUCACAUCUGGAGGAAAUCAAUUACUGCUCAUCACCUGCCCAACACCAUCCCUUACAAUAAGGCAUGCUUUGCAAGUGUUUUUUAGCAGAUGGGACAGGGAGACUGGUCAGAAUUGUGGGAAAGAUGAGUAAAGAAAAGUACAGAGAUAUUUUUAAUGCCCACUCCAUGCCCACUCCAGGUCCAUGAAGCAUGCUUACGACCUGAACACUCUUCAUACCUACAGACAUUGCCGAACAGGCAGAUGUCCUGCAUUAAACCUUUUGACACCAUGAUCAUGGUGUCUAUUUGAUUGUGGUGUCUAAAAUAGCUAACAAUGCUAAAUGGCAGGGUCAUGAUCAGAUGAGAGCACAGAUGAAGGUCUCUUACAUGGCUUCCAUCUGUGCGAUUGUUGCUCCAACAAUGCAGGCAACCUUGGCAGCCAAUACUAAUAAAGUGUCGAUAACCCUAAUCAAUGCUCUGCUAUGACACUGCAUCGUUCAGUAUUUGCAAUCGAAAGACUGCUUGUGAUAGCCCCUUAUGGGGACUAAAAAAAAUUGUGAGUAAAAUGUAAAAAAAAAAAUUUAUAAAUCUAAACAAGCCCCUUUCCUAACCAUAGUUUGAAUCACUCGCCUUUUCCCAAAAUUUAAAUAAAAUCAUGUAAACAAAAAUAAACAUAGACAUAUGUGGAAAUUAACUAUUAAAAUAUAAUGUUAGUGAAACCACAUGGUCAAUGGCUUGCUGAUUUCUGGUCAUCUAAUAUGCCUAAAAGAAAAAAUAAAGAGCGAUCAAAUAGUUUCAUCAAGACAAAAAUGGUACUGAUGAAAACAAAACACCACAGUGCAAAAAAAUAACCCCUCAAACAUCUCUGUAUACAGAAAAAUAAAAGCUUUAAAGUUACCAGAUAAGGAAAUGUUUUUAGCAUAUUCAAUAGUAUUCAUUUUGAAUCUUUUGAAAAGUAGUAAAAUUGAGCAAAACCUCCAAGAAAUUGUUGUAAUCAUAUUGAGCUACAUAAUUGCCCUGCACAAAUAUUUUUUUUUGUUUCUCUGUAAAAAUUGUCAUAAAAUAGGUGAUGUCAAAGGUGCCAAAGGUGCUUCAACUUAGUACUGAGUAAAGGGUCUGAAUACUUAUAACAUUGCGAAAUGUUAGCGUUUCCUUUUCAAUAAAUUUGAUAACAUUUCUAAAAUGUUCACAUUCUCAUUAUGAGUGCAGAUUGGUAGGAGAAAAUUUGAAUUCUGUUAAUUUUAGCACAAGGCAACAACAUAACAAAAUGUGAAAAUAGUUAGAAUGUGUCAAGACUUUCCGAAUGCACUGUAUCUCCAUGGUUACCGACAAGAAAUUUUAUUUAGGUCAAUCCUGCAUACAUUGGGGGAGAUUUAUCAAAACCUGUGCAGAGGAAAUGUGUUAACCAGUUGCCCAUAGCAACCAAUUAGAGUACUUCUUUAAUUUUUAAAAAGGCCUCUGAAAAUGAAUGCUAAUUGGUUGCUAUGGGCAACUGGUCAUUUUUUCCUCUGCACAAGUUUUGAUAAAUCUCCACUAUUUCUCCUUACUCUGUACUACAUUUAC